Molecule: messenger RNA, 700 nt
Organism: Lipotes vexillifer (Yangtze River dolphin)
Lineage: Eukaryota; Metazoa; Chordata; Mammalia; Artiodactyla; Lipotidae
Gene: MRPS34
Product: mitochondrial ribosomal protein S34
Exons: 3
Coding region: 6-662 (218 amino acids)
Cellular component (GO): mitochondrion
Molecular function (GO): structural constituent of ribosome
Source: RefSeq, a predicted model, not a curated record
CGGCCAUGGCGCGGAAGAAGGUAAGGCCGCGGCUGAUCGCCGAGCUGGCCCGCCGCGUGCGGGCCCUGCGCGAGCAGCGGGAGCGGCCGCGCGAUUCGGAGCGCUACGCCCUGGACUACGAGACGCUGACGCGGCCGCACUCGGGCCGCAAGCUGCCCGCGCGAGCCUGGGCCGACGUGCGCCGCGAGAGCCGCCUCCUGCAGUUGCUUGGCCGCCUCCCGCUCUUCGGCCUGGGCCGCCUUGUCACGCGCAAGUCCUGGCUGUGGCAGCACGACGAGCCGUGCUACUGGCGCCUCACGCGGGUCCGGCCCGACUACACGGCGCAGAACUUGGACCACGGGAAGGCCUGGGGCGUCCUGACCUUCAAAGGAAAGACGGAGAGUGAGGCUCGGGAGAUAGAACAGGUCAUGUACCACGACUGGCGGCUGGUGCCCAAGCACGAGGAGGAGGCCUUCACCGCUUUCACGCCGGCGCCGGAGGACACUCUGCGCACUGUGCCCUACCCGCCGCUCCUCCGCGCAAUGAUUCUAGCAGAGCGACAGAGAAAUGGAGACACCAGCACGGAGGAGCCCAUGCUCAAUCUGAAGAGGAUACGCAUUGAUCCCUGGGACUAUCCUGAGAACCAGGAGUCGAAGAGAAAGACCAAGGGCACUGCAGUCUAAAAUGCCAGAGCGGGCAGGCUGCCGCAAGGGUGCAAGGC